Molecule: messenger RNA, 1929 nt
Organism: Asterias rubens (European starfish)
Lineage: Eukaryota; Metazoa; Echinodermata; Asteroidea; Forcipulatida; Asteriidae
Product: tRNA modification GTPase GTPBP3, mitochondrial-like
Exons: 8
Coding region: 92-1909 (605 amino acids)
Biological process (GO): tRNA methylation; tRNA wobble uridine modification
Cellular component (GO): cytoplasm; mitochondrion
Molecular function (GO): GTP binding; protein binding; GTPase activity
Source: RefSeq, a predicted model, not a curated record
GGCCUAACUUCUCAGGCGCAAGGAACCCGGGCUGAAAUAUCGAGUUGAACAUCUCUUUAUACCCCAUUACAGAUUGACAACCAUACACAUCAUGUAUAAAUGUUGGUUAGGGUGGAUCCAAUUAUGGAGUUCAAAGCACAGCUAUUAUCCCUGGAGGACAUUACAUAAGAGUGUUUCUUCAACGAGUUACCAUGACAACUCAUCUGCAAGAUACUUGGCUUCAGGAUGUGCACAUUUUUCAGUAAGAACUCUUCAGCAAUCUUGUAUUCCGAGACGAGAUCGCCACUUUUGGACUCCAAGCCAAUUGUGCUGCGCAAGACGGUAUCAUACGACAAAGCAGCACCCAAGUAAAAAAUGUUUGAGAUCAACAGUGUACAGGAAUCUUCGGACGAUGUGCAAAUCUUCUAUGAUACAAUCCGCAGAUACAAUAUUUGCCCUGUCGUCCGGUCAGGGAAACUGUGGUGUCGCCGUUGUUCGUGUUUCUGGUCCAAAAACUCCCGAUGCAUUGUUACAAGUAGUCAAAGCAAAACGUCUGCCAACGGCUAAGAUGGUGAAUUUAACGAAACUCUACAACCCAGCUGAUGGAGAGGCUGUUGACAAAGGACUUGUAGUCUGGUUUCCAGGUCCUCAGAGUUUCACAGGUGAAGACGUGUGUGAGUUUCAUGUGCACGGUGGACCAGCCGUUGUGACUGCAAUGCAUUCAGUUCUUGGUAACAUCAAAGGUCUUAGGCCAGCAGAACCCGGUGAAUUCACCAAGCGUGCUUUUUUGAACGGUAAGCUGGACCUGACGGAAGUGGAAGGCUUGGGAGAUUUGAUUCAUGCUGAGACUGAGGCGCAGAGAAGACAAGCCCUGAGGCAGAUGGAUGGAGAUCUCAGCAAGAUGUACAGCUCCUGGAGAACACAGCUCCUUAGAUGUGUGGCUCACGUUGAGGCUUUCAUAGACUUCAGCGAGGAUGAGAACAUUGAAGAAGGUGUCUUGGAUAAAGCUCAGGAUGGAGUGAAUCAGCUUCUUAGUGAGAUCCAGUCCCAUCUUAACGACAAUCGCUGUGGGGAGAGGCUGAGGAGCGGUGUCCAGGUGGCCAUUAUCGGUCGACCGAACGUCGGCAAAAGCUCGCUGCUGAAUCUAUUGUGUCAGCGUCCAGCGGCCAUCGUCACCCCUAUAGCAGGUACCACGAGAGAUGUGAUAGAGUCUGCAGUUAACAUCGGUGGCUACCCGGUGCUUCUUCUUGACACUGCUGGUCUUCGAGAAACAAAUGAUAUGGUGGAACAAGAAGGAGUCCGUAGGGCUAAACAGAGGGCGGAUACCGCAGACAUAAGAGUUGUGAUGAUGGAGGCACGAGACAUCCUUGACGAUAUACCCAAGACUUUAUCCACCGAUGGUCUCCACGACAACUCAAUAGAUUCCGUCUUAAAAAAGCAACUUCGAGACACAUUAAUAAUUUCUGAGACAUCGGAAAGGAUGUCUGAAGACAUGAGAGAAGCAGAGUUCGAGGACACACUUCUUGUGAUUAACAAAUCGGAUCUUGUCCAUGAUGCAGAAAAGAUCAUACGCUUGGAAUUUUUUGUAAGAAAACACAAUGAAGAGAGGACGAAGGAGCAGGUCUCCGUCUGCUUGAUGUCCUGUGAAACCAAGGAUGGUGUUGACGACCUCCUUGAGAUUUUGAGAGGAAAAGUUCAAACUCUAUGUGGUAAUCCACUCGUGGGGAACCCUAGCCUAACGCAAUCUCGUCACCGUAGCAACCUCAAGGGAUGCGUUGCUUCACUGGAGGCGUUCUCCGAUCAGCAAGACCUGGUUAUGGCUGCAGAGCAGCUACGGAUUGCGCUGAGGUACCUCGGCAAGAUUACUGGAAGUGUAGGUGUGGAGGAGAUCCUUAAUGUUGUGUUUCAAGAUUUUUGCAUCGGUAAAUGAUGAAUGGACUCGUAUUGAAU